GCGCAGGCCGGGCCCCGCGGCUCUUGAAUGUGCUCCCCUGGGCGCGCAGUGGAGCCAUGCAGAACGCGCGCUCCGAGCAUCCCUUCAAACGGGCCCGACGCGAUGGCAGCCCCACGACCCCGCCAGACCCCCGCACCGCAGCGGCGGACAGGUCCCUGAGCCCCGAACUCCACCCGGACCACCAGACCUGGGACCCCGAGCAGGUGUGCGCUUUCCUCAAGCGCUAUGGCUUCGGGGACCCCGAGCUGCAGACGCGUUUCCGAGAAAAUAAAAUCACAGGUUCACUACUACACUUCCUUGAUGAAUCUCUUCUUGAAAAGCUUGGCGUAAGUUCCCUGGAGGAGAGAAAGAAGCUGCUUCAUUAUAUCCAAAGACUGAGUGAAACUCCAGUUGUUACGAUGAAGGUUAUUAAUGAUCCCAUCCAUGGCCACAUUGAGCUCCACCCUCUGCUCAUCCGAAUCAUCGACACACCCCAGUUUCAGCGACUUCGGUACAUUAAACAGCUGGGAGGCGGUUACUACGUUUUUCCAGGAGCGUCACACAACCGCUUUGAGCAUAGUCUGGGGGUGGGGUACUUAGCAGGAUGUUUGGUUCGUGCGCUGCAUGAGAAACAACCGGAGCUGCAGAUAAGCGAGCGAGACAUGCUCUGUGUUCAGAUUGCGGGGCUUUGUCAUGAUCUCGGCCAUGGACCAUUUUCUCACAUGUUUGAUGGAAGAUUUAUUCCACUUGCUCGCCCAGAGGUAAAAUGGACGCACGAACAGGGCUCUGUCAUGAUGUUUGAUCACCUGGUUGAGUCUAAUGGACUCAGAGAAGUCAUGGAGCACUACGGACUUGUCCCUGAAGAAGACAUUUGUUUCAUCAAGGAACAGAUCAUAGGACCACUUGAAUUCUCAAUGCAAGAGCCUACUUGGACCUACAAAGGGCGGCCUGAAGAGAAAAGCUUCCUCUAUGAGAUAGUGGCCAAUAAGCGCAAUGGCAUUGAUGUGGACAAGUGGGACUAUUUUGCCAGGGACUGCCAUCAUCUGGGAAUCCAAAAUAAUUUUGAUUAUAAGCGCUUUAUCAAGUUUGCCCGUGUCUGCGAGGUGGACAAGAAGAAGCACAUUUGUACUAGGGAAAAGGAAGUUGGGAACCUGUACGACAUGUUCCACACACGCAACUGUUUGCACCGCAGAGCUUACCAGCACAAAGUUGGCAACAUCAUCGACACCAUAUCACUUCCGGCCCUGUGCACUUGGUCCUUGGGCAAAUACUGCCCUUUGGACCGCACAUGGUUGGAUAACAUUUUUCUGGAGAUUUUAUAUUCUACUGAUCCCAAACUGGAUGCAGCACGAGAGAUAUUGAAAAAAAUUGAAUGCCGCCAACUGUACAAGUAUGUGGGUCAGACCCUCCCACCAGUGGGCUGCGAGAAGAUUAAAAGGGAGGACUAUAAGUGCCUUCCGCAGGAGGUCGCCAGUGCGAAACCCAAUGUACUGCUGCAGGCUGAACUGAAGGCUGAGGACUUCAUAGUGGAUGUUUCGCAGCUUCUGCCCGAGAGGUUUGCCGAGCAGCUGAUCCGCGUGUACUGCAAGAAGACGGAGAAGAAGAGUCUGUACGCUGCACAGCAACAUUUUGUCCAGUGGUGCUCAGACAGAGGGUUCACCAAGCCAUAGAAGGACGCUGUGGUAGCCCUACCAUAGCACCUUGGGAAUGGAAGCAGAAUCGCCAGACUUAUCUGGGUGUUUGGGUCCGCACCAAGAAGCAUCCAAGUCCAGAUUCCAACUUUUAAAUUAUUUUCAGGACUGGUACCGUGUGAAUGUAACAAAAGCUCUCUUUCCCCGACACAAUUAGCUGAGAAAAUCCCGUCAGAGGCCCCCAAACGGAAUGUCGUCUAAAGCUUUUAAUUUUGUACUUGGAAUGUACAUGCAUCCUGGAGCUAAGUAACUUUUUAUUUAAAGAAACAUUGGGUAUUAGUUAAAUAUUGCUGUAUGUGCUAUAAAACUCUACCCUUGCUUAUUUUUUUUAUAUUAAUUCAAAUCUUUCUCCUGUAGUCAUCUAUUUUAAUAUACAACUCUUUUCUGUACUUUGAAUUCUUAUGACAAAUGAUUGUUUUGUUUUUCCCAUUGGAAAUGGGACAAGGGUACACAUUGGAAUUUUAAACUGGAAUGGUCUUGAACCACCUGGGUGGGUCAGAAACACAACAUAACAUCCAAACUCAGUCCCCUACCAAAUUCAUUGCCAUCAAGUUGAUUCCAUCGCGUAGGGCAGAGUCAAACUUCCCCUUGGAGUUUCCGAGGCUGUAAAUCUUUAUGGAAGCAGAAAGCCUCACGUUUCUUCCACAGAGUCCCUGGUGGAGUUGAACUGCUGAUCUUGGAGUUAGCAGCUCAACGAGUACCCCACUACAUCACCAGAGUUCCCUCGUGUGACAAUAGCCCUCCUUGGCCAUCUAAAGUAAAUGGAAGACACCUCCCCAGGUGAGCAGUGCCCUGAGCCCUGCCAGGUUGGGGUCAGCAGUAGGAGCGUGGUUUGGGUACAGGUUCCAGGUCUUGGGUGAGAGGCCUGUUAAAGCUGUCAGAGGGUCUACACACUCUUGGCCUCCUCUGACGUGGGUCGUGAGAACACCCUGGGGGAAGAACCACACCCCCCAGUGCUUUGUGCCCAGACUCAAGAUCGAGAAUCUAAAAGGGAGGGAGGUGCUGCGAUGCCUUUAUUUUUGUAGAUCCUGCCUGUGAGUCAUUAUGGUUUACUCUGGAAUUUUGUAGCCUCGGCAUUGUGUCAUUGCCCUGUUUGUGAAACAACUUGAAUCUGUUUGUUUGCCUCUUUUGUGACAAAUAAGGCUGCUGCCCUGUAUGCGCUUGGCAACUGUUUUCAUGAUGAGACCCUGUGCCAUUUACAAGGUUAAGAUGUUCUUGAGCAACAUCUUCACUGUUAGUAUUAAAAAAGGGGGCUCUAACAGCUUAGCCUGUAGAGAUGCUGAA
Messenger RNA from Echinops telfairi (small Madagascar hedgehog), 2954 nucleotides. RefSeq names its product deoxynucleoside triphosphate triphosphohydrolase SAMHD1-like. Lineage: Eukaryota; Metazoa; Chordata; Mammalia; Afrosoricida; Tenrecidae. Bases 57 to 1649 code for a protein of 530 amino acids. Gene Ontology annotation, cellular component: nucleus. Gene Ontology annotation, molecular function: protein binding; dGTPase activity. Gene Ontology annotation, biological process: dGTP catabolic process; regulation of innate immune response; defense response to virus. The transcript is spliced from 15 exons. The record is from RefSeq and is a predicted model, not a curated record.